AUGGCUCCCCUGAGCAAGAAGAGGGCGCAGCACAGCAAGGCUCAGGCUCGUGCAGCACUGGCGGCCAGUGUGGGCAAGAAGGGGCGCUUCUCCACCAUGUCUGCUCACUCCCUGGGCAGCGAUGACGAGCAUGGAAAUACCCACCACAAGGCAUGUAGCCUCCUAUUGACAGAGAUCCCCCAUGCAGCGUCCUAUGAGGCCAGCACACUGGGCAAGCGUGGUGGCUACUACAACUCUGCUGCGCUGGACAUCUUUGGCAAUGCUGCGAUGGAUCCAUACUCGUUCCAUGCGUGA
This is a messenger RNA of Coccomyxa subellipsoidea C-169, 294 nucleotides long. RefSeq lists its product as hypothetical. The transcript has 2 exons. The coding region runs from base 1 to 294 and encodes 97 amino acids. NCBI's taxonomy places the organism in Eukaryota, Viridiplantae, Chlorophyta, Trebouxiophyceae, Coccomyxaceae. The record is from RefSeq and is a predicted model, not a curated record.